CUCCCGGCGAUGUGGGGCAGGGUGUUUGAAAAAGUAGGGACUGCUGUAUCCCUCGACCCCAGGCCCAGCGGGUAGUUCCUGCGGCGUGGGCGGGGCUGCCACGUGACCCGAUUGCUAUGGCAGCGGGGGUAACAAUCAGGCCCGCGGCCCCGCCCCUUCUCACCCCUGCUCUCCCCCACCCCACCCACCCCUCCUCCCAAGCCCUGGGAAGGGCCUCCCCGCCCUUCCGGGGCCCCAGACACCCGCGGAGACUCUCCGGCUUCAGGGCGCUCCGUUGAGUGAAGGCCGCUCUAGGACAACCAAGAUCGAGAAGCGCCUGCACCCCCUGCCUUUCAUCUAGACUAAUUUGACUGCGGUGACUCUUGUUCAAGGGACAGCCGCUUUGGAUAGCUUGUUACAGCUCCCCUCACGACAUCCCUGGCGCGCAUGUCACAAGUCAAUAGGAUCAAGAACCAAGUCGGUUUUGCUCUCAGGGGCUCUUGGGGCCACCAGCCAAGGGUAGGAGUCUUGUCUGUUUGGCUGAACGCUGUGUGCCCAGUCCAGCACCCUGCAGGUGUCUGACCCCUGGCAGGCGCUUCAACAUGAAUGAAUGACCGCCUCAGGCUCCUCCGCGUCCCAGUGAGCAGGUAGAAUGAUGAAUGAAGUAAAAGAGUCCCUGCGGAGCGUGGAGCAGAAGUACAAGAUCUUCCAGCAGCAGCAAUUCACCUUCAUUGGGGCCCUGGAGCACUGCAGGGAGAACGCCCACGACAAGAUCCGGCCCAUCUCCAGCAUCGGGCAGGUGCAGAGCUACACGGAGCACCACUGCAGCAACUCCACAGACAGGCGCAUCCUGCUCAUGUUCCUGGACAUCUGCUCGGAGCUCAGCAAGCUCUGCCAGCACUUCGAGGCCCUGCACGCUGGCACCCCCGUCACCAACAACCUCCUCGAGAAAUGCAAGACCCUCGUGAGCCAAAGCAAUGACCUGAGCAGCCUGCGAGCCAAAUACCCCCACGACGUGGUGAACCACCUCAGCUGUGACGAGGCCCGGAACCACUACGGAGGUGUGGUCAGCCUCAUCCCCAUCAUCCUAGACCUGAUGAAAGAGUGGGUCGCCCACUCAGAGAAGCUGCCCCGCAAAGCACUGCAGCAAGUGAGUGAGCCCCAGGCAGCCAUGCAGGCCACCGCGCACGCUCCCCAGGCCUCGGGCACCCAGCCCCAGCUUCGGAAACAAAACUGUGGGCAACUGAUACAGAACAUCCCCAAACCUGGGGGGAAAGACCAAGGAAGUUCAAAACCGCCCUGGAGACCACCUGGUGGGAAACUGUAACUCGGAGCUGGGGGACCCGCCCGACCCCAGCCCUGCCCUACCCCACCGCAUUCCCUCCCAUCCCAUCCCACAGGGCAGCCUGUAACUAAGCCUGGUUUCCACCAGUGGAUCCAUCUCUACUGGUGCUCACCAUCCUCGCCACUUACUAAUCCCCAGGGAGCCACCCCAUGGAUGGCCUAAACUCUUUCCCUCUAGCGCUUUAACCUCUAACUUUCCUUCGCCUCCGAGUGUCAGGCCCUGUGCCCAGGAGGAGCACCCCCACUCACGUUGCUGCUGGUGGGUUCAGGGGAGGAGGGUGGGCCCCCAGAAGGGCUGGGGCGCUGACCCUCCCACCCAGGCCCAGCCAGAGAAUGCGCAGCUCCCUUCUGGCCACGGGACAGAGCUGCUCCAGCCUGAGGAUGCUCAGUGGGGUCAGGUCUCUGAACCAAAGGGGAACAAGCCGCCCAGCCUCUCCUUUCCUCGAGAGAGAGACAGAGAGAAGCCGGAAGACCUGCCAGCGUGGCUCCUGCAGGAGGACGGUCGCCUGGUCCUCACGACCUAACUGCAGCCCAGAGGCUGGGACUGUGGCGUUGGUGCUGAGCCUGCCAG
Molecule: messenger RNA, 1894 nt
Organism: Bubalus bubalis (water buffalo)
Lineage: Eukaryota; Metazoa; Chordata; Mammalia; Artiodactyla; Bovidae
Gene: SPACA9
Product: sperm acrosome associated 9
Exons: 6
Coding region: 632-1306 (224 amino acids)
Cellular component (GO): sperm flagellum; acrosomal vesicle; ciliary base
Source: RefSeq, a predicted model, not a curated record